Messenger RNA from Cannabis sativa, 2021 nucleotides. Its product is annotated as phospholipase A1-Ibeta2, chloroplastic. The transcript has a single exon. Gene Ontology annotation, biological process: lipid metabolic process. The record is from RefSeq and is a predicted model, not a curated record. Bases 219 to 1790 code for a protein of 523 amino acids. Gene Ontology annotation, molecular function: glycerophospholipase activity. NCBI's taxonomy places the organism in Eukaryota, Viridiplantae, Streptophyta, Magnoliopsida, Rosales, Cannabaceae.
AACCUAAAAAAACUUUAAACAAAAACAAAUACGACAAAGUCAACAAACACAUCAAACACAUACCCAAUUCUCUCUAUAAAUACAUAUCAAACUCCUUCAUUCAACCACUCAACUCGAUCUUUAAAUUUUAUUCUCUCUCUCUCUCUUAUACAUAUUCAAUCCAAACUAACAACAAUAACAACAACCCUCUCUCUCUUUUUCUUUCUCUGUUCUUAGUCAUGAUGCAGAUCGGUUCAAUGUCGUCACAAGCCACCGCUAACUUGAAAUUAUCUCCUCUAAACCCAUUAACAAGGCGUUCUUCCUCUAACUUAACACGGGUUCAUCUCGCUAACCUAGAAAAGCUUCUGCAGAAGCCUCCUCUACCUGAAAAACUUAGUAGCACACAAACUGUUCGACAAAAUGUUUCUGAGAAUAUUGAUUCAGGGUCUACCGAGAAAAGGGGGAGGAACCUUUUAGAGGGUCUUAACUUGGCCAGAUUAUGGCCUGAGAUGAGAGUAGCCGACGAAAUGUCCCCACGACAUCUCAAUCGGCUUCAGCAACUUCUUAACAAGACGGGUGAGGGUGAGUAUUCGCCCAGAAACAAUCUUGGCCGUCGGUGGAGAGAAUAUCACGGUCGUGAUGAUUGGGAAGGAUUGAUUGAUCCUCUUGAUGAGAAUCUUCGCCGUGAGGUUGUACGGUACGGCGAGUUCGUACAAGCCGCUUACCGUUUCUUUCACUCCAACCCAGCCAUGCCUCUCGAUGAGGCUCCCAAGGCUCGACACGUGGCGUUGCCCGAUAGGUCUUAUAAGGUAACCAAGAGUCUUUAUGCGACGUCGUCUGUUGGUUUGCCGAAAUGGGUCGAUGACGUGGCACCCGAUCUCGGUUGGAUGACCCAGAGAUCGAGCUGGGUCGGGUACGUCGCGGUUUGCGAUGACAAGAGGGAAAUCCAACGGAUGGGAAGAAGGGAUAUUGUAAUCUCGCUUCGUGGAACCGCCACGUGUCUCGAGUGGGCCGAAAAUGUGAGAGCUCAGCUGAUCCAAAUGCCAGACGAAGAAGGUGAACAAGAACACCAAGCAAAAGUUGAGUGCGGGUUUAUGAGUUUGUUCAAAACACGUGGUGCUCACGUGCCGAGUUUGGCUGAGUCAGUUGUUGAAGAAGUCAAAAGACUCAUGGAGUUAUAUAAAGGUGAAGAACUAAGCAUAACUGUCACUGGCCACAGCCUAGGAGCUGCUCUGGCCUUACUAGUGGGCGAUGAGCUUAGCUCGUGCGCCAAGGGAGUACCACCCGUUGCGGUCUUCUCUUUCGGGGGUCCUCGGGUGGGAAACCGUAGUUUUGCUAACAGAAUUAACGAGAAAAAUGUUAAGGUCUUAAGAAUUGUGAACUCACAAGACGUGAUAACUAGAGUUCCAGGCGCGUUUUUAGGCGAAUGUAAACCCGAAAAAGAGAAAGCAAAGAAGACGGGUGUUGUUGGUGGUAUGCUUGAUAUGUUGGAGGACAACAUGCCCUUAGCAUACUCACAUGUUGGGACAGAACUUAGGGUGGACACAAAAAUGUCACCUUAUCUUAAACCUAAUGCUGACAUGGCUUGUUGUCAUGAUUUAGAGGCUUACUUGCAUUUAGUGGAUGGUUUUUUGGCCUCCAAUUGUCCUUUUAGAUCAAAUGCUAAGCGAAGCUUGGCUAGGUUGCUUCAAGACCAAGGAUCCAAUGUGAAAAAAUUGUACACUAGUAAAGCUAAGUCCUUGAGUUUGAAUCUUGAAAGGCCUGGGCAGGGAAUAAUGCACUUCCCUAUUAGCUUACCUAGUCCAUCUUAAAAUAAAUGAAAAGUAUAGUAUAAAUUUCUUGUAUCUUGAUUAUAUCAAAGUGCUUUGACUUAUAUAUUAUUAGAGAUACUAUAUGUUGCACCUUGCACGUAUAGUUAAAUUUGUACAAAGAUGAAGUAUACAUGUGUAUGCAUACAUAAUCAAUGCAUAUGCAUGACUCACCCAAUAUGUGUAAUGCAAUUACAAAGUUAAAAUAUUAUGGUGUUAUAUAGCUUUUGUUUA